This is a messenger RNA of Amaranthus tricolor (Joseph's coat), 997 nucleotides long. RefSeq names its product zinc finger BED domain-containing protein RICESLEEPER 3-like. The transcript is spliced from 2 exons. The record is from RefSeq and is a predicted model, not a curated record. Gene Ontology annotation, molecular function: DNA binding; protein dimerization activity. Bases 19 to 768 code for a protein of 249 amino acids. Lineage: Eukaryota; Viridiplantae; Streptophyta; Magnoliopsida; Caryophyllales; Amaranthaceae.
AGGCUUAUUCUUGCAGAUAUGAUGGAAAAAUGGCAAGCAUAUUUUACCGAUUUUCCUUAUAUUUAUGGAAUCGCAACCAUUUUGGACCCACGUUUUAAAACUGAGGUCCUUACUAAAGUAAUAGGAUUUUAUUACCAAUCGUUAGAUCGCCCGUCUACUGAUGUACAUAAUUAUGUAGGAACAUGUAAAAAAUAUUUAGCAGAACUCUAUGAUUUUUACGCUAGUGUAUAUAACCCGAAACGCGAUAUGUCUAGGCGUGCUAGCGUUUCGGCACGUCCCUCUUACUAUAAUUCGGUAAUAGCUAACAUAAUGACUCAAGAUGAUAGUUUUGUAGGAUCAUCUUCUUCUUCCUCGACCUCAUAUUUAGAACUAGAUAGUUAUCUUAAACACCACUUUGAAAUAGACCAAAUUAUCUAUAAUAUUUUGGAGUGGUGGAAAGAAACAUCUGUUAAAUUUCCCAUUUUAUCGAGAAUUGCAAAGGAUAUCCUUGCAAUUCCCGCGUCAACAAUUGCGUUGGAGUCUGCUUUUAGUGCAGGUAGAAGAGUUUUGGACGAAAAGCGAUCUCGUCUUGCUCCACAUAGUAUUCAAAUAUGUGUUUGCAAGAAAGAUUGGGAUCAAGCGGAGAUUCGAACACAAGGACUAAGGAAUGAUGAUGAUCAAGACGACGAUGAUGAUCCAUGGAUGAUGAUGGAUACAUCUGCAUCAUCGUCAGGAGGAGAGUCAGCGGAAGCAUCUAAUCAACCACAUGAUGAUGACGAAGACGAAUAGGAUCAAUCCGACAAGCGACAACGAUAAAUCAACAUUCAACAACUAUAAAUAAAAGUAAAUAUUUCAAUAACGAUGACAACUUGACAUGCAAUGAAUUUCGCUAAUAAUCAAGUAAUCAUCAAAGGUACGUCCGCGAUAUUAUAGUAUUUUUUUAUUAUAUAAAUAUUUAAAGAAAAAAUAAAAAUGGAACCGAUGGUCCGACCCGCCCGUCCCGUGAGUUGGAACCGCC